This is a messenger RNA of Panicum virgatum (switchgrass), 2980 nucleotides long. RefSeq names its product double-stranded RNA-binding protein 2-like. The coding region runs from base 941 to 2626 and encodes 561 amino acids. Lineage: Eukaryota; Viridiplantae; Streptophyta; Magnoliopsida; Poales; Poaceae. The record is from RefSeq and is a predicted model, not a curated record. The transcript is spliced from 5 exons. Gene Ontology annotation, molecular function: double-stranded RNA binding.
GGCGCAGACAAGAAAGGCGCCCGAAAGCAACACGCCCCCUUCCCAAUCUCGUAAUCACACCACUGCCGCGACGGUUACCCCACUAUGCUCCGAGCUUAGCUGAGCUCGUCGCCUCGUCUCGCAGACGUAGCUAGCGGCAGGCAGAGAGCCAAGCGGAGGCUGCGUCGCAUCGCAGCAGCCCUGCCCGCGCCUCGAUCCCACGAACCCCACCCCGGGGGGAAAAUUCAUCUUUGUUUCUGGAAAAGGGGAAGCUUUAUUUUUAGGGGCUAAUUGGUUCUCCUCCUCCUCCUCUGCUGAUUGCCUCUGUUGGAGCUGCAGAGGGAGAGGGAGGGAUCGAGGAGGAAGAAUCGAAAAGGUGGUUGCAGGUUGCCUAUCUGGUUUCUCUGUUUGUUACUUCUCGCAUCGAGGUGUUUUUUCGUGGUCUCGGUUCUCGGGCAUCCGCGUGAUCUGAGGAGGGGGUGUGGGUUCUUCGAGGGAUUUGAUCCAUCUCGCAAAGGAUUCGACUCCUUUGCGGAUUCGGUCCUCGGUGAGAAUACUCACUCGCGAAAAAUUCGGGUAUUAGCCCUUUGUCAGUUAAUUUCUGGGGAUUUUCUGGCGGUUAGAAGCGAAUCCCCCCGUCUCGGUUUGUCGGCUGCUUCUUUGAUUUCUUGUGGCACUGCAUUGAUUGCGCUGCUGCUGGUGAAUCGUCAGCAGAGAAUCUUCCUGCGAGGCUGCAUUCAUCUCGUCUCGUAUGCUUGUUAUUGCAAGCCCAGCAUUUGGUUUAUUGCCAAACUUUAAUCCGGGACUUGUUCUUCUGCAGGACAGUGGGUACAGCAGCAGUUAUUGUUUCAUCUUAUCUGCGGCAGCAGGUGGAAUCCAAGGGUUUACCAUGCGCUGGGAGAGUAUGGGAAGGAGCUGCUAUCAAGUCUGAAGCUUAGUUUUGCACAUCAGUGUUGGAGGCAUGUAUAAGAACCAGCUCCAGGAGCUUGCUCAGAGGAGCUGCUUCAAUCUACCGUCCUAUGCAUGCAUCCGGGAGGGACCAGAUCAUGCGCCUCGGUUCAAGGCCACAGUUAAUUUCAAUGGAGAGACGUUCGAGAGCCCAGUCUUUUGUUCUACUUUGCGGCAGGCAGAGCAUGCAGCGGCUGAGGUAGCACUCAAUGAGUUAUCAAAGAGGGGGCCUUCAUCGACACUUGCUGCCAAAGUUCUGGAUGAAACCGGGAUAUACAAGAAUCUACUUCAAGAAACUGCUCAUCGAGCUGGUUUAAAACUUCCAGUGUACACUACUGUUAGAUCUGGACCAGGUCACACACCUGUGUUCACAUGCACAGUGGAAUUGGCAGGAAAGACAUUUACUGGCAAUCCUGGCAAGACCAAGAAGCAAGCUCAAAAAAAUGCUGCAAUGGCUGCCUGGUCUGAACUGAAGCAAUUGCCCCGGGUAGGUGAGCCAUCGUCCUCAUCAUGUCCACUCGAUCAGGAUGACGAGGAGCAUGAACAGGCCAUAGUUACUCGUACUCUUGCAAGCUUAAACCAGGCAAAUGUUGGCAAGAUGCCACAUCAAAAGGAAAAACAGCAAGGCAAUAACCGUCCUUCAUCACGAAGAUCUUAUCCUAAAUCAAAUCCUUCAUUCUACCGAUCACAUUUACCAAACCAGGCUUAUCCUAGUGUUCCACCGGAAGCAAUGUAUCAUAUGUGGCACCGGGUGCAAGCAACCCAACCAGCACCUAGUUUUCCAAUGGUACCAACUAUGGGUAAUACGAGGUUCCCACCACCAGCAGCUAUGCUCUCCAUGUACUCUUCACCUCGAGGGCAAUUUGCCACACCGGCCUGCAAAGAUGCACUAGGUCUUCUUCCAUGUUUUCCUGAAGGCGCUCCUGCCCUCCCAAGGUACUUCUCGCCUUACCCUGUCUCCUAUGUGCCAAGAAGUCCUGUGCCAGCUACUGUUCACAAAAUUCAUGAGAGAAGGCAAGAUCUCUCUGAAACAGUUGAGCUUCCUGAUGCCGUGGUCUUCUCCCAAUAUGGUGGUCCACACAAGUUUCAAGAACCACCCAAAAAUGGAAAAGAAGACUGUACUGGUAGUAGUGCUUCCCCUGAGGAAGUAAUUAUUACUCCUCUCAGUAUCUCAGGCUCAACCACACAUCCAUCAUCGCCAAAGUUGGAUCUGAAUGAAGAAAAAGAAACUUUGGGCAGUAAGCCAAUUAAGUCCCAAGAACAACAGCCGAAGUCAUCACCACCUUGGAUUAGCCCUUCAAAUCCCGCACAUGUUUCUAACCAGCCAAAGCAUUAUACUAGCUCUGUUCAGCAUGAUGAGAUCCACAGAAAUGAUCCACCUCAAACGAGUCGGCCUUCGUUGCCAGAGUUGUGGUCUUCCCGCUCAGCAGCUGCACCCAGAUCUGGAACUGCAGUCCCUGUAAAUUCACCAGGUCAUGUAUACCAGCAGCGACCUCCUUGGCUGGCUGCCCCUGUUACAGUCAGAACCGCCAUCCCAGUGUGUUCAGCUAGGCCGAAUGCCGUGAAUACAGCUUGUGGAGCAGCUCGAGUAAGACCGAUGGCCCAGAACCGCUUGGCCCUGGCUAGAGGUGAGCCAGAAACUGCCAAGAAUACGAAUAAUGGGGAAAGAGCCCUGAACAGGGAGCACCCAACUCAAUAAGCUCCAUGUCUGAGCCACAGUUUUGGUUCUGCUGAGCUGUAAGUUAGGUCUGUGACUUGGCAGAAUCUCAGUUUCUGUUCCUCUUUUUUCCCUUCUCAGUUUCUGUUCGUGUUCCCCUUUGUGUUUUAGUUAGGUACUGAACUCUUGAAAGAGUUGUGUGGGAGUCGUGCUUGCGGUCUCCACGCUGCCUUUAGAUUCUACAGAUAAUACCACGUCCUUAUCAAGAAAAAUUAACGAGAGUUAUAAUAUAGAUAGAGAAUACAGUUUUUCCUUGUGUGCUGAAUGUUGAUUCUUUUUCUUUUUUUUUCUUUUUGCCAAUGUUGACAGAAUGCUGAAUUUUUGCUUGGGAGUUCA